Canis lupus familiaris (dog) is the source of this 2097-nucleotide messenger RNA. It is a transcript of the gene SPATA7, whose product is annotated as spermatogenesis associated 7. The transcript is spliced from 13 exons. Lineage: Eukaryota; Metazoa; Chordata; Mammalia; Carnivora; Canidae. Gene Ontology annotation, cellular component: axoneme; rod photoreceptor outer segment; ciliary basal body. Gene Ontology annotation, biological process: microtubule cytoskeleton organization; protein localization to photoreceptor connecting cilium; photoreceptor cell maintenance. The coding region runs from base 486 to 1955 and encodes 489 amino acids. The record is from RefSeq and is a predicted model, not a curated record.
GCCGCCCCGUGUGCGCCAGUCCUCUCCGGCGGGGGCUGGCCCGGCCCCGGGAAGGUCCGAAGGGGGCCCGGGGGUCCUCACGGCGGCGGCUGCAAGAGGAUCUAAGCAUGGACGGCAGCCGGAGAGAGCAACCUCUGUCCUUCCCAGAUAUGGUACACCAUGCCUGUUUAAAGGACACUUGAGCACCAAAAGUAAUGCUUUUUGCACUGACUCCUCCUCUCUCAGACUAAGUACUCUCCACCUGGUCAAGAAUCACAUGGCUGUUCACUAUAAUAAAAUCCUUUCAGCCAAAGGAGUAUAAGUUUAGCUCCUACAUUUAAGUGUGUGAUCCAUUUUGAGUGACUUUUUAGCUGUGAUCUGCAGUAGACUGCUCGGUUCCAUUAAGCAUAAGUGCCAGCAUCAAAUAUGCAGACCAACAACGAAGAGAGAAACUUAAAAAGGAAUUAGCACGAUGUGAAAGGGAGUUGAAAUUAAAUAAAACAGCAAUGCAGGCCAAUUCUAAAAAUAAUUCCAAGUCAUUAUUUAACACUCUACAAAAGCCCUCAGGAGAACCACAAGAUGAAGAUGUGUUAAUCAGAGAAGUGAAUGGAUUUCCAUCCUUUACAAGGUCACCAGUAACUUCUUCAGAGAGACUACACCUAAAUAUACCUAAAUCUGAUAAAGUCCUCACAAAUGGUACUGAGAAGAACUCCAGUCCCUGUCUGUUCAACGUGGAUUACACCACCUCUGGGCCCAGGAGACCAUGCUCUGGAACAUCACAUGGCCGAGGGCCCAAGAGCACGUUCCCAAAUACGCAUCGCUUUCAGUUAGUUAUUUCAAAAGCACCCAGUGGGGACCUUUUGGAUAAACAUUCUGAACUCUUUUCCAACAGACAUUUGCCAUUCACUCCACGCACUUUAAAAACAGAAGCAAAGUCUUUCCUGUCACAUUAUCGAUAUUACACACCUGCCAGAAGAAAAAAGGAUUUUACAGAUCAGCGGAUGGAAGCUGAAACCCAGACUGAAUUAAGCAGCUUUAAAUCUGAUUUUGAGACAGUUGACACCAAGAACUUCACAGAUUCAGAAGAGAACAUAAAGCAGGCAUCUAACUGUUUGACAGAUGAUACCAAAGGAAAAAUAAAUCCUUUACCCCUACAAGGGCAUGACUUACCAUGGGAUGAGAUCAAAGAUGGCACUCUUCAGUGCUCCUCACCAAGGGCAGUAUGUCAGUAUUCCCUGCAGCUUCCUCCAGAGAGAAAAAUCUACUCUGAUGAAGAAGAACUGUUGUAUCUGAGUUUCAUUGAAGAUGUAACAGAUGAAAUUUUGAAACUUGGCUUAUUUUCAAACAGGUUUUUAGAACGACUGUUUGAGCGACAUAUAAAACAAAAUAAACAUCAUUUGGAGGAGGGGAAAAUGCGCCACCUGCUGCAUAUCCUGAAGGUGGACUUGGGCUGCACAUCCAGAGAAAACUCAGUAAAGCUGGAUGAUCUUGAUAUGCUGGAUUUACAUGAUUUUGAACAGGCUGAGAAUUCAAAAGAAAAUGAAUUUAGAAAUAAACACGACACCACAAUUCAACAGGAACGUCAAGAAUACCAAAAAGCUUUGGAUAUGUUAUUGUCUAUACCAAAGGAUGAGAAUGAGAGACUCUCUUCACCAAAUGAAUUUUUCUUACCCGUCUAUAAAUCAAAGUAUUCAGAAGGGGUCAUAAUUCAGCAAGUGAAUGAUGAAACAAAUCUUGGACCUUCUUCCUGGGAUGAAAAAAAUCCAAGUGUCUCAGACAGCUUAACAGACCAAGAGACCUCUGUGAACGUCAUUGAAGGGGACAGUGACAGUGAAAAGGUGGAGCCUUCGAAUGAAUUAUGUUGUCUUAGCACAGAACUCUCCCCAGCUCUUCAGUUUCACAGUGUUCAAGGUGACAACAGUCAUAACAUGGAAGGACCAACUCUUAAAAUCAUGGAAAUGAGCAUUGAGGACUGACCUUAGGAUGUUUGAUCUUCAUCAAUAAAUAUCCUAAAUGGCCAGUAAUUCAAUAUUCCUUUUCCUCUAUUUUAUUCUUUUAUAUAUUAGGAUUUCUGUAUUUGCUUUCUAUGCUCUCUAAUAAAUUAGCAGCUUAAAACUA